Molecule: messenger RNA, 2228 nt
Organism: Impatiens glandulifera
Lineage: Eukaryota; Viridiplantae; Streptophyta; Magnoliopsida; Ericales; Balsaminaceae
Product: transcription termination factor MTEF18, mitochondrial-like
Exons: 2
Coding region: 167-1873 (568 amino acids)
Biological process (GO): regulation of DNA-templated transcription
Molecular function (GO): double-stranded DNA binding
Source: RefSeq, a predicted model, not a curated record
GUGAACGAAGAAGAAUCCUGCCAGGAUAACAAAGGACAGUAACAAGAAGACAUUAAGGUUUGUUUGAGAAAGAUCAUCAUAUUCAUACCUUCCAAACUAACAAGAAGGUAAUCUUUGCCUAUUUGAUUCUGUUGAAUCAAAAGUUAUAAAUGUUGUCACAUUUCUGAUGACCCAUUUGCAGAAACUUAGAUUGCCAUCCCUUCUCAAACGGGUUUCAGUUAAUAUCAGCCUUAAAUCACAAGAAUCAAAUGUACUGUCGAAUGAGUCUUACGACAUUACAGGAAGAAGUAGGUUAUACAGAAGGAAAAGAAAUACAUCUAUUGACAGUGCUCUCAAAGUUUCUCGCGCUACAAAAGAAGCCCAAACCGCUUUAAUAGAAUAUCUUCACUGUACUAGAAGCUUCCCGUUUACAGAUGCAGAGUAUAUUAGUCGUCAUUCACCUCUUUUCCUCCAAGAAUUGUUGAAAAGGGUAAAUAUUGAACAGGGUAUCAGACGUUCUAUUACCAGGUUCUUACGAUAUAACCCCAUCAAUGAAUUUGAACCUUUCUUUGAGAGCAUGGGUUUGAGCCCUUACGAAUACUCUUCCUUUCUUCCUCGGGACUUGAUGUAUCUUGAUGAUAAUCAGACCUUACUGCAAAAUUACACUGUCUUAUGUAACUACGGUUUUCCGCGUGGCAUGUUGGGAAGGAUAUACAAGGAGGCAGCGGAUGUAUUUAGAUAUGGUAAUGGUCUGCUUCAGUCAAAGCUUCAAACAUUAGAAGAAAUGGGGAUAAACAAGGAUAUCAUCGUGAAUAUUGUCUGCUCAAGUCCAUAUCUCUUGACUGGUGAUCAGGAUAGGUAUUUUCUCAAGAUGUUUGAUAAGUUAAAGAGUAUUAAGCUAGAAGAUGAUUGGAUUUCAAAACAUUUAAUUAAGAAUGUUGUAUACAGAUGGAACCAAUUGUUUGAGCUUUUAAACCUACUCAGCAGUAUUAUUGGCUCUGACGAGCAACUAAGAAUACUCAUAUGUCAGCAUCCUACGCUUCUUUUCGCUUCAGGAAAUACAAGUUACUCACUGAUUACUUUCUUUUUGAAAUUCGGAUGGACCAGAAAGGAUUUUUUAUCGUUCUUUUUGCUCUUUCCACAAAUCCAGCUUGCGAAAUUCGUUAGUAACUUGAAAAGAAGUCAUCGGUUUCUAGUUGAAAUAGAUAUGGAUGCUCAAGGAAUAGGUAAGCUGAUCUGCACAAAUCCUCUGUUGCUUGGUUCAUGUAACUUAAAGAGGGCUAGCAGUGUUCUUGGAAGUCUUCAAACAGGGAAGAAGAGAAUCUGUGAUAUCAUCAAGGAGAAUCCUCUGAUACUGAAAGACUGGGAACUAGGGUUAAGGGUUCAACCGUUGCCUAGUCUAAAUGAAAACUCUUACAUGAUGAAGACAAAGUUCUUACGGGACUUGGGAUUUGUUAAGGACUCUAAUGAAAUUAGAAAAGCUCUCAAGAGAUUCAGAGGAAGUGGAAUGAAACUCCAGGAAAGAUUUGAUUGUCUCGUCAAGACCGGUAUAAGUAGGGAAGAUGUUUUGAAAAUGAUCAAGAUAGCUCCUCAAAUUCUUAAUCAAUCAAAAGAUGUGAUUGAAAUUAAGAUUGACUUUCUUGUUAAUGGUAUGGGUUAUCCCUUAUCGUCUUUGGUUAGCUUUCCAGCAUAUAUUAGCUACAAUGUUCAACGAGUCAAGCUUAGGUUAUCCAUGUAUAGUUGGCUUAGAUGUCAAGGAUUGGUAGAGCCUAACUUGUCAUUGUGCACGAUUAUUGCAAUAACCGAUGAACUAUUUAUUAGAAGGUAUGUUGAUAAAAACUCCCAAGGCCCUGAAAUUUGGAAGAAGCUGAAGGAACAAUUUUGUCCUAGCUGAGAUCAAUUCAUUAUUCAAGAGAUGUAAUUGUUUCUAUUAGUUGUGGAGAUGAGAAGGGUCAUGUAUGAUUGAAUUAUAUGCUUACCAUAAAUGGAGCCAAAAUUCUACAAUUUAAUCCAGCCAUCUUAUUGAAGAUUGGACUUCUCCGGUGAAAUUCAAAGAUUCCAGCAUACCCCCAAGCGAAUCGGGUCAGAAGAUUUUUUUUCUAGUAGUUAAUUGAGAGCUUUAGAUAGGUGUCUAUAAAACAAAUGAAGGCUGAAGCUAUAAAAAUGUGGUUGAAUUUUAAAGUUUGAUAACUAUUUUGUAUAGCAAAUCCAAAUGAAUACCUUCAGUAAAAUACUUCUUAAAGGAAUGA